AUGGCCAGUCUGAAUGUGUCCCUUUCUUUCUUUUUUGCCACCUGUGCCCUCUGUGAGGUGGCCAGGAGGGUCUCGAAAGCCCUGCUCCCAGCAGGGACCUACGUCAGUUUUUCCCGGGAGGCCGUGGGUGCGGCCCAGCUGGCAGCCUGCUGCCUAGAGAUGCGAGUGUUGGUGGAACUUGGCCCCUGGGCUGGGGGCUUCGGGCCCGACCUGUUGCUGACCCUGGUCUUCCUGCUCUUCGUGGUGCACGGGGUCACCUUUGAUGGGGCCUCUGCCAACCCCACUGUGGCCUUCCAGGAGUUCCUCAUGGCGGAGGCCUCGCUGCCCAGCACUCUGCUGAAAGUGGCGGCCCAGGUGCUGGGCGCGCAGGCCGCCGCUGCCCUGACGCAGCGCUGCUGGGCCUGGGAACUCAGUGACCUGCACUUGCUGCAGAGCCUCAUGGCUGUGCACUGCAGCUCGACCCUGCGCACAUCCGUGUUGCAGGGCACCCUGGUGGAGGGCGCCUGCACCUUCUUCUUUCAUCUGAGCCUCCUCCGUCUGCAGCACAGCCUUCUUGUCUACAGGGUGCCUGCCCUGGCUCUGCUGGUCACUGUCAUGGCCUACACAGCUGGACCCUACACAUCUGCCUUCUUCAAUCCUGCCCUGGCUGCCUCUGUCACAUUCCACUGCUCUGGGAACACCUUGCUGGAGUAUGCCCAUGUGUAUUGCCUGGGUCCUGUGGCAGGGAUGACCCUGGCUGUCUUACUCCAUCAGGGCCACCUUCCCCGCCUUUUCCAGAGAAAUCUGUUCUACCGGCAGAAAAACAAAUACCGAACUCCCAGAGGGAAGCUGUCCCCAGGUUCUGUGGACACCCAGAUGCUCACAAAGGAGUAG
This is a messenger RNA of Peromyscus californicus insignis, 873 nucleotides long. Its product is annotated as aquaporin-12. Gene Ontology annotation, cellular component: cytoplasm; membrane. The transcript is spliced from 3 exons. NCBI's taxonomy places the organism in Eukaryota, Metazoa, Chordata, Mammalia, Rodentia, Cricetidae. Gene Ontology annotation, molecular function: channel activity. The coding region runs from base 1 to 873 and encodes 290 amino acids. Gene Ontology annotation, biological process: transmembrane transport. The record is from RefSeq and is a predicted model, not a curated record.